UAUUCAUUUUUUUUACAUUGAAUCAUAAUUUGACAGUUUCGAAUAAUAAUUUCAACAAAAAUUAUCAUUAUCAUCCAAAAAAUAAUAAUAUCAUGGAUAGAAAUAAUCUUCAUGAACAAAUGAUUCAAUAUGGCCAUCAUGCUAAUAAGCAUGAAUUUGAUCGACUUAAAAAUCCUUUAAAAUCUACAUUUAUUCAUGGUCCAUCAUCGAUUCGUCAAUCGAAUUAUGGUGGCCAUCCAUUGGAACAAAUGGAAAAAACACGACUCGCACGUGAAGAAUAUCGUGAUUUACAGAUAUUACGUUCUGUACAAGGAAUUCAGGCACCACUUCGUCAAUUAAGUGAACGUAAAGCAGCAUCGAAUGUUGGCCGAUUACCAUUCCUUCGAAGUUCAAAUCUAAUGUCCGAUGUAUUAAUGGGUCAUGAUGAGUUGAUUAUGCCGGAAAAUAUAUUUGAUCAACCGAAUGAAUAUUGUGAAGUUAAUCUACCACCACAUAUGGUUAUGGAACGAAAAUUGAACAUUUUGUAAUUUAUGAAUACAAAAUUGAUAAUGAAUGAAUAAAAAAAGAAUUUUGCUUU
Molecule: messenger RNA, 577 nt
Organism: Dermatophagoides farinae (American house dust mite)
Lineage: Eukaryota; Metazoa; Arthropoda; Arachnida; Sarcoptiformes; Pyroglyphidae
Gene: Pomp
Product: proteasome maturation protein
Biological process (GO): proteasome assembly
Cellular component (GO): nucleus; cytoplasm
Source: RefSeq, a predicted model, not a curated record